Sabethes cyaneus is the source of this 615-nucleotide messenger RNA. RefSeq names its product UPF0746 protein DDB_G0281095-like. NCBI's taxonomy places the organism in Eukaryota, Metazoa, Arthropoda, Insecta, Diptera, Culicidae. The transcript has 3 exons. The record is from RefSeq and is a predicted model, not a curated record. The coding region runs from base 1 to 615 and encodes 204 amino acids.
AUGGUCCUUAGAUGCAUCUGUAUGAAUAUACAACAACAACAACAACAACAACAACAACAACAACAACAACAACAACAACAACAACAACAACAACAACAACAACAACAACAACAACAACAACAACAACAACAACAACAACAACAACAACAACAACAACAACAACAACAACAACAACAACAACAACAACAACAACAACAACAACAACAACAACAACAACAACAACAACAACAACAACAACAACAACAACAACAACAACAACAACAACAACAACAACAACAACAACAACAACAACAACAACAACAACAACAACAACAACAACAACAACAACAACAACAACAACAACAACAACAACAACAACAACAACAACAACAAGAUGAAGAAUUUUUCUCCAUUAUCCUCUCCCGCGAGAAAGGCAAAAGCGUUGAACGAAAACCAGGUUCCGGCCACCCGACAGUGCUGUGCGACAGUAAUGGACAGCAGAAGCUGAAGACUGAGAGCAAGGUGAUCUCAUCAUUCCGGCCGGUAGCCCGGAGCAACCGGCUAAAUAGUGAAGAAGUACUAAACCAAAAUGGACAUUUUUAUGCGGAAACGUCCGUCGGUGCUGGCUGUGUCUGA